GAACUGGUAUAAAAGAAUCAGACUAAAAUUUUAACAGUCACUUUUUAAAUUUUACUUCCUAAUAACAUGGAGGACAAGGUUCUGUUUUGGAUAUUGGAAUUUGUUUUGGUCAUUACUGCAUCGUGCAGUUCGAUAGCAAACCAGGAACAAAAACCGAGAGGAAAAAGAGAGCUAGAUGGAUACGAUUAUCAAGCUCCGGCUCCUGGUUUACCACGUUUGACCUACAAUGCACCAAGUUUCAGCUCUGCUUUGCCUCCUCCACAAUUUCCUUUUCCCUCUCUUCCUCAAGGAUUCGGACCUGGACCUCAAUUAUUCAAACCUGUCACCAGAUAUACCAGAGUGUAUCCUUCUUCAAGUCCACUAGGCCCGUUGUCACUGAGCUUAAGAUCUAGCGGGGGAUUAGGAUUAGGAUUUGCACAAAUUGGUUUUGGACAAGGACUGGGACAAGGAAAUUUGGGAUUAAGUUUUGGACAAGCAAACUUUGCAGCGCCACCAUCAGUUUAUGGUGCACCACUUUCUCGUCCGCUUCUUCCAGGCCCUUCCUUGCCGUUAUUUCAACCUUUCACCCAAUACGGUGCUCCAAGUUUCCCGGCUAGUCUACCUUUGCCUGAACAUCGCUGAGUAGCACAGCUAAAGUACCGUCCAAGGAAUUUGAGGUACCUUCUGCAUAUUCAUCAUCAACAUCAUCUUCAAUAAAGGGACCGUCGGAUUUAAUUGGGAAGAAAAUCUCAGUUUCCUUUCCGUACAGUAGCUAUUUACCUAGUAAGUCCAUCAAUGUACAAAAGGGUUUCUUCGCCAAACUAUAUUCACGACUGUUCGGAUAAAAAGAUCAUUCUAUAAAAACUAAUUUAUUCUUUACACUCUUUUCUAUAUAUGCUUGUAUUUUUUAAUAAAAAUUAUUUCUGUAUA
Molecule: messenger RNA, 909 nt
Organism: Aethina tumida (small hive beetle)
Lineage: Eukaryota; Metazoa; Arthropoda; Insecta; Coleoptera; Nitidulidae
Exons: 3
Coding region: 67-621 (184 amino acids)
Source: RefSeq, a predicted model, not a curated record